AGUUGUACGGAAAUACAGAGGGAGCUUGUGAUUUGAUAUGUGUUUUUUUUUUAUAAAUUAACAGAUAUAGUAUAACAUUUCAUAAAACUACGUGGAAUUAUGGAAUUAUAUUUUAAAGUUUUAUUUAAAGUUUUAUUUAUUGCAAACAGUUUGGCUAUACCCGGAAUUUCAAGAGGCUCAGAAAUUCUAGAACUAACAGAAUCAAAUUUUCAGACACAAAUCAAACACAUGAAAUGCAUGUUUCUAUACGCUACCAAAGACGGGUGUGAAAAAUGUGAACUUUUGUAUCACAAGUUUUUGAUUACAGCGCAAACAUUUGAAAGAGAACGUGAUAUUACUUUUGGAAAAGUUUCUGAUAAAACAUUAACAAAUGCCUUUGAGGUGACAUCAUUCCCGGGGAUUGUGUAUUACGAAUAUGGCAGUGCAAUGCCAAAAGUAUAUCUAGGAGAUAUUACACCGGCUGCUCUAGCAAAAGUAGUUUCGGACGCAAUGAAGAUCGACUUAAAAAAAGUAGACAGACGUUUUGCACUUCAGCUGACGACAGAAAACUUUCAUGCUGUCAUUGACACAGAUAAACAGUACCGUCUGGUGAUGUUACACGAGGCUGAUGAUGAAGAUGAAGUGGACUUGUACGAGGAAAUAGCAGAAUCGUACGAGAAUGAACCGGAUAUUGUCAUAGCAAGAAUAAAUGUAGACUCAGACCGGAAGUUACGUAGAGAAUUUAACUCGAUCUCAUACCCAUCAUUUUACUGGUAUGAAAAGGGUGUUGUUGAGAAGAAGAAGCGUUACGGUGGAGGUUUAAAUAUCGAUCAAAUGAUAAGAUUCAUUAAUCAAGAAGGGGGAUUCUACAGGUCUAAAGGCGGGCGGCUAAACCCCUAUGCUGGACUGAUUAAACCACUGGAUGAGGUUAUCAAUAAAUACGGGAAAGACUUGUACGGAAUACGGAAUUUUGAUAAAAUAAAACGAGAGUUAAGAGCGGAAAUAGCUAAACUUCCAGUUAACCAGGAUAAAGAGUUAACUGAUUAUUAUAUGCACCUGGUUGAAGAGAUAGAAGAAGACAGAACGAUUGAAACAUUAGACGAAUCACGAAAUAGAUUGUUCAGGGAGAUGUCAGGAGUCGGGCCAUUAGAAUUUGAUCAACUGGUGAGGAAAAAGAAUAUAAUUCAGAAAAUAAUUGACAUCAUAGGCCUGCAUCUACUUGAAGAGAUAUCUGAUGGAAAUAUCGAUGUCCCGCUAGAUAAUGGUCCGCAAUAUGGAUUCGAAGAACAUGGACUAGAGUUUCACGAAGAACUAUGAAAAAUCUCCAUUGAAUUGCUUAAAAUAGUUUAUUGUUUACAGAGUAUUUCCCUUACAAAUAGUUGUAAAGCAAGUGACAUAUCGGUACUAUAUUUAGGCUACACAGUCAUAUAACCCGGAAGCUAUAGCUGUU
Molecule: messenger RNA, 1429 nt
Organism: Ruditapes philippinarum (Manila clam)
Lineage: Eukaryota; Metazoa; Mollusca; Bivalvia; Venerida; Veneridae
Exons: 1
Coding region: 100-1296 (398 amino acids)
Biological process (GO): protein folding
Cellular component (GO): endoplasmic reticulum
Molecular function (GO): protein disulfide isomerase activity
Source: RefSeq, a predicted model, not a curated record